Messenger RNA from Zootermopsis nevadensis, 832 nucleotides. RefSeq lists its product as uncharacterized. Gene Ontology annotation, molecular function: chitin binding. Gene Ontology annotation, cellular component: extracellular region. The record is from RefSeq and is a predicted model, not a curated record. NCBI's taxonomy places the organism in Eukaryota, Metazoa, Arthropoda, Insecta, Blattodea, Termopsidae.
UCUGUCAGUGGCCAGCGUUAUGUUAUUGUGGUUUCGCUACUGCCCCACAUUCUUCGCGAGGCGCCAAUCUUCACUUGUUUCUACCCAGCGCUACAAGCGGCGACAAUCUCACGAGAUGCUGCGUGUUUCUCUGAUUCUCACAGCAGCGUUGCUGGCGGAGCUGACAAGAGCGGGUCACUUCUUAAACGCAGACGGAACUCCACAUGACCCGUACCACGACCUGCACCUGCCGCACGACCCCCCUCUGUACCCCACCCUGGACAGGGUGCCUGAUACUGCCUUCAGCUGCGAGGGCAGGGAUUGGGGACUGCACGCAGAUACAGAGGCUUAUUGCCAGGCGUUCCACCUGUGCCAAGAUCACUUGGUUCGCAGUUUCUUGUGUCCAAAUGGAACGCUGUUCCACCAGCAAUUCAAAGUUUGUGACCAGUUUUACAACGUCCGCUGUGGAGUUUCUCUGGAAGAUCUUUAGCAAAGACGCACCAGAUUCACGGCAGUGUCGUUAACCUUUUCAAGCACAAAGCACAAAAGUUUGGUUCCUACCUCAAAGAAAACACAACGCGUCACCAUAACGAUGUUUAAUUGCUAACGCUGAUUAGAGAAAUAAUCGCUCUUUUUUCUGAGAAUCAAAUGAAAUUUGGGUAAAAUGCUUAUUUACUUUAUAUUGAAAUAGUUUCUACGUACAGUUACCACUGUGCUUUAAAGGGUUAACUUAAAUGAAGAUUAUUAUAAAUUAUAACGAAAAAGAUGUAAAUAAUUUCUAACCAUGUGAUACCAGCAGCGUUAUUAGAUUUUCAACAACACAUUUGUACCUGCAAUAAACGAACACAGCUGA